Molecule: messenger RNA, 1614 nt
Organism: Penicillium angulare
Lineage: Eukaryota; Fungi; Ascomycota; Eurotiomycetes; Eurotiales; Aspergillaceae
Exons: 15
Coding region: 1-1614 (537 amino acids)
Biological process (GO): positive regulation of cytoplasmic translation
Cellular component (GO): cytoplasm
Molecular function (GO): translation regulator activity; single-stranded RNA binding; zinc ion binding
Source: RefSeq, a predicted model, not a curated record
AUGGAUACAAACUGGGAGUCGCCGAGGGAUUGGGGGAACGAAAACCAAGCCCCUGGUGAAAAAAAAGAAUCGGGAGACGGAAAUUGGGGCUCUGGAGAUGGAGGUGGAGGUGGAGGUGGAGGUGGCUUUGAUAACAAUGCCUGUCGAAGGUGUGGUGGUACAGAUCAUUUCGCUCGCAAUUGUCCCAACGAUGACAAUGACAAUGGGUACAGCGACUCUUCGCGUGCUUGCUACAACUGUGGCCAGACUGGUCAUAACAAGGCAGAUUGCCCUGAGCCGCGAAAGGCCAGUGGUGCUUGCUUCAACUGUGGUAAAGAAGGUCACUCCAAGGCGGAUUGCCCUGAGCCUCGAAAGGGCGAUGGUGCCUGCUAUAACUGCGGUCAAAAAGGUCACUCCAAGGCGGAUUGCCCCGAACCUCGAAAGAUGGGCGCGUGCUUCAACUGCGGUGAAGAAGGUCAUUCCAAGGUUUAUUGCCCCAAGCCGCGCGAAUUUAAGGGAACUUGCCGUCUCUGUGAGAAGGAAGGUCACCCAGCCGCUUUAUGCCCGGAGCGCCCCCCUGACAUCUGCCGAAACUGCAAAGCCGAAGGACAUCUGGCCAAGGACUGCACAUCCAAUCGUAAGUUCGACUUGAACCAUAUCGCUGAUCUAAUGCCGGAGGAGGCAUGGUCCAAUAUGAAAGCUGCAAGUGAUGAAAAGGAAAUCCAGGAAUUCCGCGAGGCUCUUCAGGUUUAUUCCAAGGCGGUGCCAUUGUCUACCUACGCCGACAUCGAAAAGAAAAUGCGCGAGGGGGAGUUCAAGAUCCACCUCAUCGCUCUGGAGAAGGAGCCGGUGGAUGUCAUGAGUCUCAUCGAUCUCCAAGGCCAACGUGAUCGUGAAUAUGUCGUGGGAUUCUUCUUGGCGGCAAAGCCUCUGCGAAAGCAUCUCCUUUCCCGAUGGCCUUCUGAUCCUGCUAAUAAUCUUGAGCGACUGGCAAAUGCUGGACUGCCAUUCGAUCGCGAGAUAAUCAAGUGCCGCAACUGUGGAGAGCUGGGCCACCUCAUGAAAGCCUGUAAAGAGGAACGCAGGGAAUUUGACCGGGUCGAGAUUAAAUGCAGCAACUGUGAUGAAGUCGGCCACCGUGUUCGUGAUUGCAAGCAGCCGCGCAAGUCCAGGGGUGGAUGUCGGAACUGCGGAUCUGGGGAACAUAUUGCUAAAGAUUGUCCGAAACCUCGUUCUGCGGCGGGUGUUGAAUGCCGCAGAUGCAAUGAGACGGGCCAUUUCGCGAAAGACUGCCCUAAUGUUGAAGCUCGGCCUCGUCGUACCUGUCGCAACUGCGGUUCGGAGGAUCAUAUCGCACGCGAUUGUGACCAGCCACGAGACCCAUCAACUAUGACAUGCCGCAACUGUGAUAAGGUGGGCCAUACUGACCACCGUUGCCCCCAGCCGGCCGGUGAAUCAGGCUUCGGGGAUUCUUAUCAGAACAAUCAAUCUAGCGCCUAUGAUGCGUGGGGUGCAGCAACUGGAGGUGACCAGCACGACACCUCGCAAGAUGAUGGUCAUGGCUGGAAUCCUGCUUACGUCGCCGAGGAGGAAAAUGAAGAAUCCAAUCGCCAUUCCACUGGUCCUCAGUGGUAA